Molecule: messenger RNA, 1547 nt
Organism: Zingiber officinale
Lineage: Eukaryota; Viridiplantae; Streptophyta; Magnoliopsida; Zingiberales; Zingiberaceae
Product: ASC1-like protein 1
Exons: 6
Coding region: 224-1135 (303 amino acids)
Biological process (GO): ceramide biosynthetic process
Cellular component (GO): endoplasmic reticulum; membrane
Molecular function (GO): sphingosine N-acyltransferase activity
Source: RefSeq, a predicted model, not a curated record
GUCAAGGCAAGGUUUGACAUCAUUUGUCUCUAAUAUCUUCUUCUUGAAACCGAAUUGGAAACGUCCACGUGUCUUCUCAAUCCACUGCGACCACUUGCGUUCGCAGAUUGCACCUAAAUUGGGAAUCCCUUCUCGCCCUCGUCGCCAUCCAGCUACGAUCGUCCUCGGCGGCUUGCGAGAUCCCGUCUUUCUGGAUCUCGCAGCUCUCUGUUGGGCCGGAGAGAUGGAUUUUAUCGGAGGUUUCAGAUCAUUGAGCUGGCAGCAGGAGUCGUACCCCGUGUACGAGGACUUCCUGGCGCUGCCCUUAUUUGCGCUAUUCUUUUUCACCAUCAGAUUCUUCCUCGAUAGGUUUGUCUUCGAGACAUUAGCUGUGCGGCUUAUACCUAAAACAAUGAAUGAUGAAAAAGAAAGAAGAAGAAAAGUCAAGAAGUGUAAGGAGUCAGCAUGGAAGUUUCUUUACUUCUGUUCAGGAGAGCUUUUGUCCGUCUAUGUCACAUACAAUGAACCAUGGUUCACAAAUACCAAAUAUUUUUGGGUAGGACCAGGAGAUCAGGUCUGGCCCGAUCAAAAACUAAAGUUAAAACUUAAGGUCGUGUACAUGUAUGCUGCUGGUUUCUACACAUAUUCUAUUUUUGCUCUCAUAUUUUGGGAAACAAGGAGAUCUGACUUUGGUGUUUCAAUGUCUCAUCAUGUAGCAAGUGUAGUUCUGAUUGUGCUCUCUUAUAUAUUCAGAUUUGCUCGGGUUGGUUCAAUUGUUUUGGCCAUACAUGAUGCAAGUGAUGUGUUUUUGGAGGUGGGGAAGAUGUCCAAGUAUAGUGGAACAGAAUGGCUUGCUACCAUUUCAUUUCUUAUGUUUGUUGCAUCAUGGGUCAUACUUCGUCUUACGUACUUUCCAUUCUGGAUCCUCCGAAGCACAAGUUACGAAGUCCUCCUGACCUUGGACAAGGCGAAGCACAAAUUUGAAGGACCCAUAUAUUAUUAUGUAUUCAACACUCUUCUCUUCUCGCUGCUUGUUCUUAACAUAUACUGGUGGGUUUUGAUGUAUCGAAUGCUUGUGAAACAAAUCCAGGCCAGAGGCCGAGUUGGUGACGAUGUCCGAUCAGAUUCAGAAAGUGAAGAGGAACAUGAAGAUUGAUUGGGAAUAUCUUCGGGUUAGUGUUGAUGUGAUUCGGCAGCAUUCUUUUUGCGCAUCGAUGACUACUUUGUGCUAUUGUGCUAGUGAUUAUUCAUAAAGGCGGCUUGCGAUUCGCAAAUUCUCAAGAAAGAUCAGCCAUUUUUAUUUUUAGGUUGACCUGGCAUUAAGCUUCUCUAGACGGAAAAGAACAUCUUCAUCUCAUGGUGAGUGGUUGCCGUUGGAGAUUCAAUUAUCUCCAUUAGAAGGAAUUCGAUGUUGAUUGUAUGCAAAAUCGAAUUAAAAUUGCUUCAGGUUAAUUCAAAUUACCUAAGUAGUAUUGUAGCGGUUUGUAAUCAUAAUUAAAUACAACUCAUAAUUGUCACAAUAUUAUUUAAAUGAUUUUGAUUAAGUCGGAGUAAUUUUAAUUUAGUUU